CGGCCGGCACAAUGUUGAAAGUCGUUGGUGCAUCGUGGCAAAAAACGCGGAUAGGGACCUACAUACUCAUCGGAGCUGGUCUGCUGGUCAUAGGAGCCUUUUUUAUAGGCUACAUGGAGCGUCCCACUUAUGAUGGCACCUACUGCGCCACGGCCUUGUGGACGAAGCAGGUGGGCUUCACUAUCGAGAACUGGAAGCAGCAGAAUGAUUUGGUCAAUAUUCCUCAAGGUGUGGCUAGGAUUUGCUACAAGGAUUCGGUUUACGAGAAUGGUUGGGCUCAAAUCGAGGUGGAGACCCAAAGAAGUUAUGACGACUGGGUUCAGGCCUAUGCGGCUGGCCUGCUGGAGGGUUCGCUGACCUGGCGGAACAUCUACAAUCAGUGGGUCAAUACCAUUGCCACCUCCUGCGAUCGCGAUGAUAGUUCCCGGAAAUUCUGUGGCUGGCUGAGGGAACUCCUAACCACCAACUUUGAGCGCCUGAAAACGCAGACAGCUAAGGGUGAAAACGAUCAUUACUGGCAUCAGUUGCAUUUGUUUGUCAACCAGCUGGAGGGCCUGGAAAAGGGCUACAUUCGUGGAGCAACUCGUGCUCGCUCCGAACUCGAAGGCGAGAUUCCCUUCUCCGAUUUCCUGCUGAUGAAUGCCGCUGCCGAUAUCCAGGAUCUAAAGAUCUACUACGAGAACUAUGUGCUGCCCAAUGGCACAGCUAAUGGCGAGGAUGCGGCCACUGACCAGCCCAAGAAUUUCUUUCUGCCCAGCGCCACCAUGCUAACAAGGAUUGUUCAACCGGAGCAGGAACCCCAGAAACUACAGCUGCUCUUUGGUCACAGCACUGCAGGCAGCUAUUCCUCCAUGCUGAGGAUCCAAAAGCGCUACAAGUUCCACUAUCAUUUCUCACCGAAGCUCAGGAGUAACACUGUGCCCGGGGUGGAUAUAACAUUUACAGGAUAUCCCGGGAUACUCGGCUCCACCGAUGACUUCUAUGUGAUCAAGGGAAGGCAUGUACAGGCUAUCGUUGGUGGCGUAGGCAUCAAGAAUGAGAAUCUGCAGCUGUGGAAGUCGGUGGAUACGAAGAAGAUGGUGCCUCUGGUGGCUCGUGUGAUGGCUGCCAAUAGGAUUUCCCAGAGCCGGCAGACUUGGGCCAAUGCCAUGUCCAGGCAUCCCACUACUGGGGCCAAGCAGUGGAUCACUGUGGAUCUGAAGAAGCUGGGCGAUCAGGAUCAGCUGUACAAUGUCCGAGAAGGCGAUGAUAAGCACGAUGAUGCUGCGGUGACUGUGAACGAGAAGGAUAGGACUGCCAUCCUGAACCGCCACGAUCAGCUGAAGGACAUGGUAUGGAUUGCCGAACAGCUGCCGGGUAGUCUGACCAAGAAGGAUGUCACCCAGAACUUCCUGGUGACCCCAGGCAACUCAUCCUGGCUGGCCAAUGGAGUGCCCUAUCACAAGAGUGUCCUGGAGGCCAGUGGUGUGAGCUACAGCGAGGAUCAGCAGCUCUCGGAGGCGGAUGAGGCCGAGUUGACGAACCUCGAGGCAGUGGACAAGUAUCUGCGAACCCAUGGCUUUCGCGGGGAUCUUCUGGGCGGCGAAGAGUCGAUUGCCUAUGGCAACAUAGAUCUGAAGCUGUUCUCCUACAAUGCCCGUCUGGGUGAGAGCGACUAUCAUGCCUUUGCGGGACCAAUAUUCCUCAGGCUACAGCAUGUCCAGCCCAGGGCCUUGGAAGAUCAGAGCGAGGACGGUGCUCCCACCGCCGCCAUAGGUGAUGAAAGGCUCAGUGUGAGCAUCGAUGAUGCCGCCAGUUUGGCGGAAUUGGAACUCAUCACCGAACGGCGACCGGUGCGCAAUGAUAUGAGAGCCAUUGCCAUGAGGCGGAUUGGCUCCGGACCCUUCAAGUGGUCCCAGAUGAGUCCAGCCGAGGAGGUCGGCGGCCACGAGGGUCAUCCCGACGAGUGGAACUUUGACAGGUUCUCCCCAAAGUGGGCGUGGACGGAGGAGAACGCUAAAACCCAUAGAACCCAACCGAAUUUGCAUCAUCCCUAGAUCCAAGCUUUCCACUUGUAUGUUUAGUUUUCCCGUCUCCUAGGCCUCGUCUAAUUUGUGUGUUUCUAGUUGGUAGUCGCAUCCUAAAUCUUUCGUCCAUAGUUUUGUAGAGUGUACUGUACUUAUGUGCGUGUCCUUGGGUGUCCCAUCAAUGUCAAUUGUUGUCUUCCAGCUAUUUUAACAUUUUUAUUUCAUUCUCGUAGGUCUUUUGUAAAUUAGCAAACAAAAUUGUAAACAAAUUUUAUAUUAGCAACAAAUUUUUGUACUUUAGUAACUUUAUAAAAAAAACAAUAAAUAAAUAAAAAUCAAAGCAGA
Drosophila kikkawai is the source of this 2351-nucleotide messenger RNA. RefSeq names its product lamina ancestor (gene lama). Gene Ontology annotation, cellular component: extracellular region. Gene Ontology annotation, biological process: phospholipid catabolic process. The record is from RefSeq and is a predicted model, not a curated record. NCBI's taxonomy places the organism in Eukaryota, Metazoa, Arthropoda, Insecta, Diptera, Drosophilidae. Gene Ontology annotation, molecular function: glycerophospholipase activity.